Messenger RNA from Hevea brasiliensis (rubber tree), 1092 nucleotides. RefSeq lists its product as uncharacterized. The transcript is spliced from 2 exons. Gene Ontology annotation, molecular function: protein dimerization activity. Bases 1 to 1092 code for a protein of 363 amino acids. The record is from RefSeq and is a predicted model, not a curated record. NCBI's taxonomy places the organism in Eukaryota, Viridiplantae, Streptophyta, Magnoliopsida, Malpighiales, Euphorbiaceae.
AUGCGAGGUGAAUUUAAUAGCCUUAAAAGUUUGAUUUUGAAGGAGAAUUCUAGUGCUCAUUAUAUCCAUUGUUUUGCUCAUCAACUCCAACUCACACUUGUUGCUGUUGCUAAAAAGCAUUCAAGUAUAGGUUCUUUUUUCAAUACUAUUACUCGUUUGGUCAAUGUUAUUGGAGGUUCUUGUAAACACAGGGACAUGCUUCGAGAAAAACAACUAGAGAAAGUGUUUGAAGGAAUUGCAAAAGGUGAAAUAAAAACUGGACAAGGUCUUAAUCAAGAAACGAUUUUGGGAAUCACACAUGAGUUAUCACAAGUUUUACAGAGAAGGGAUCAAGAUAUUGUAAAUGCUAUGAAUCUAGUUAAAGUCUCAAAAUGUCAUUUGCAAGUGAUAAGAGAAAAUGGUUGGGAAUCUUUGUUACUUGAGGUAUUGGAAUUUUGUGGUAAAUGUGAUAUAACUGUAUUAGAUAUGGAGGAUGUCUAUGUAGCCAGAGGGAGAUCAAGGCGUAGAAGUGAAGAAAUGACAAAUCUUCAUCAUUAUCGCGUUGAGUUAUUUUAUUAUGUGAUUGAUAUGCAGUUUCAAGAACUUAAUAAUCGAUUUGAUGAAGUGAAUACAAAUUUGCUUUUAUGCAUGGCAUGUCUCGAUCCUAAGGACUCAUUUUCUGUAUUCGAUACUAGCAAAUUGAUUCAACUCGCAAAAUUUUAUCCAUGUGAAUUUUCUCCAGUUGCUCUAAUUGAACUUGAAUAUCAACUUGAGAACUUUCUCUUUGAUAUGCAUAUGGAUAAGAAAUUUUUUGAAGUGAGUAGAAUUGGAGGUCUUGCUGAGAAGAUGGUUGCUACAAAAAAGCAUAUUGUUUUUCCUUUAGUAUAUUUGUUAAUCAAAUUAUUAUUAAUCUUGCCAGUUGCUACAGCGACAGUGAAAAGAGUUUUUUUUGCAAUGAAUAUCAUUAAAAGUUUACUUCGUAAUAGAAUGGGAGAUGAGCUACUAAAUGAUUGUUUGGUGACUUACAUUGAAAUGGAUGUAUUUCCAAGUAUUGACAAUGAAGUUAUUUUGGAUAAAUUUAAGUCAAUGAAAAAUAGACGAGGAUUAUUGUAA